Pantherophis guttatus is the source of this 2589-nucleotide messenger RNA. Lineage: Eukaryota; Metazoa; Chordata; Lepidosauria; Squamata; Colubridae. The record is from RefSeq and is a predicted model, not a curated record.
CCCAUGACAACCUGCCAACUGUAACGCAACUGCCUUGCCCGCCAGCUGCAAUUUGAGCAAAGCGAACCCGCGAAGGCUUGGAAAGCAAGGGAGACCAAGCAAAAUAUAUAUAUAUAUAUAUAUAUAUCUUUGCAAAAUCUUUGCAUUUUGUUUUAUUUAUUAAUCAGAGCUCGUUGCAUGCUGCAAGACCAUCCAUGGAAGCGUCUUUCGUGGAAGAGGUGGCUGCCUCUUUGGUGCGGGAGUUCCUGAGCAAAAAGGGCUUAAAGAAGACAAGUACCAUGAUGGACGAAGAAUUUCCCCGUACCGCACUCAGCAUCAACAACAGGAACGAGCUCCGAAGUGUUUUGCACCUCCAGUCUUUAUACAAACAAAACAAGGCCAAAGAGGCUCCUUUAAAAACCAUUCUGGAAAUCAUGGCGAGCUAUUUUCUGGAGCUCCAGAGUAACCAAACCUUCCUGGGAAAUUCCUCGUUUCUGGAAAAUAAAGCCUGUCACAACACAAGAAGUAUGCAGAGUUUUCCUCCUAAGAAUUUCCACUCUGGAGAAGCCACUCGAGGGCAGGCAGCAGCUGAAAAAACUAAAAAAGGGACUCCCAGCUGUCCAGAAGGCAUUGUCACAAGCCAGGCGAGAAGGGAAAGGCUAGGACCAUGUUGGAUGCUGAGGCUGAAGGAGAGAAAACUAUGCGACCUUCUGGAUGUGAUACAGAUUCCGGGAGAAUUAUCUACGGAGACCAGAACGACUUCGAGGGAGAAACCGCGAGGCCAGCCUAAUCUUCUUCCAUCUCAAGGAAAGACGGGUGCUUCCGCGGACGCAUCUCAAGAGAAUUCCUUAAAAAGAAGGAACCUGAAGCGGCUAUCUGGAAUUUGCAGCCCGGCCGAAUUUGGCCAGGAAAGCUCCUUUAAGAGUUCUACAGUCCUUCCGGGUCAUUCCUUCGAGAAAACCACAGUUCCCAGAUCGUUGGACGAGUUCCUGUCCGUCCGCGCGGCGGAGCGUCCGCUCGACGUCCGUCAGAACGGUUCUCCCAACUCUCCCUCGAGUCGGUGUGCAAAGAAGGAUGAUUCAACAGUCCGAAACAAUGCGGUCAGUUCUGGAGAUGACCCCUUGACCAAGACAGUCCUGGAAAGGACAGUUGAAGAGAAGAAAAUUGCAUCCGGCUAUGAGAAAAUGCGCUCUUUGGACGUUUUUCAGAAGGAAACGCCGACGGGAAACCGGAGUGGUGUGAAGUCUUCGCAGAAAAUCGAGGCCUCGUUUACAGACAUGAGAAGAUCUCCAACCUCUGCAUCCAGGAAGGAACAUUGGCCCAGAGACAUUUUGGAACUAGUUGAUGUCGAGGAUGAAGAAAGCUGGGAGGAUGUCGGAGAGGACCCUGAACCAUUGGCUCUAUAUACGUGUCAAGUGACAACCAAGCCCAUUGAUUUCAAUCUUGCAAAGGACCUAAAAACUCUGCUUUUCGGCUCCAGUCUUGGAUGCUUCAAUGAAGAAUGGAAAAUCCAGAGUUUUACGUUCAACGAAAACCCGGAGCUGAAAUACGGCAUCGUGCAGAAAAAGGGUGGGCCGUGCGGGGUCCUGGCAGCCGUUCAAGCCCACGUCCUCCAACAUCUUAUCUUCGGUGACAGUAACAACCGGAACAACACGGUUGGGUGCCUUCGGCCGUCUGACCCCGACAGGAUCCAGUGCCUCAUUCUGGCUCUUGCUGGUAUUUUAUGGCGUGCAGGUGGCAACGAGAAAGUGGUGUUGACUUUGACUACAGGAACACAGCAGUUCAUGCCUGCGGGAAAAUAUAAGCCAGAUGGGAUCUUAGAAAUGCUUCUGUUGCACUUUUUCACAACCUACGAAGAUCUGCUGAUGUUCCUACAACAUAAUAUCCAUCAGUUUGAGGCUGGUCCCUACGGCUGCAUUCUCCUGACUUUGUCAGUGAUAUUGUCAAGAACCAUCGAUCGAAUCCGUGGAGAUGUGGAUGUCACCACAAACACACUGAUUGGUGCACACGGAUACUGCACGCAGGAACUGGUCAACUUGCUACUGACCGGCAAGGCCGUAUCCAAUGUCUUCAACGAUGUGAUGGAGCUGGACUCAGGAAACGGCAACAUCACUAUCCUGAAAGGCAUCAGUGGCCGUAGCGACCUGGGCUUGCUGUCGCUCUUUGAGCAUUACGACGUCUGCCAGGUGGGCUGUUAUCUCAAGACCCCCAGGUUUCCCAUUUGGGUGGUGUGCAGCGAGAGUCACUUCAGCGUCCUCUUCUGCUUGCGAAAGGAUUUGCUGGGAGACUGGAGGACGGAACGCCGGUUUGAUCUGUAUUAUUACGAUGGUUUAGCCAAUCAGCAAGAGGAGAUCCGUCUAACCAUCGACACCUCACAGCUUUAUGUGGAAAACCCAGAGAACGACCUCGUUUCCCCUCUGGAGCAUUGCAUUCGGACGAAGUGGAAGGGAGCCAGGGUCAGCUGGAAUGGCACUGACCCCAUCUUGUGACCGACUUCUUCCAGCAAAACCAGACUUCACCCCCAGAGGGAACCUGGGCGUUUCUCAUCCCCGGCCCGAUCAGAUGCAAACCCACCAAGGACCUUCAUCAUGGACUCCUCGUACUCCUCCU